Erigeron canadensis is the source of this 2050-nucleotide messenger RNA. Its product is annotated as D-lactate dehydrogenase [cytochrome], mitochondrial. Bases 25 to 1752 code for a protein of 575 amino acids. Gene Ontology annotation, molecular function: D-lactate dehydrogenase (NAD+) activity; D-lactate dehydrogenase (cytochrome) activity; FAD binding. Lineage: Eukaryota; Viridiplantae; Streptophyta; Magnoliopsida; Asterales; Asteraceae. The record is from RefSeq and is a predicted model, not a curated record. Gene Ontology annotation, cellular component: mitochondrion. The transcript has 17 exons. Gene Ontology annotation, biological process: lactate catabolic process.
UUAUCCAGAAAAAGAAAAAGAUCAAUGGCAUUCUCAAGCUGGGUUUCUCGUUUCCGGCCAUCUACAAAACCCGUAAAAGUGAUCCAAAAAUCAUUGCUUUAUUCGAAAUACUCAACACCCGUAUCACAAUCUCAAUCAAGAAUCCUUGAAAACACCAUUUUAGUCAACAAUAAUAACCAAUCAUCAUCAUUUAAGCCUUCAUCUUACUUGCUUCCCAUUAUUCUUGCCAUUUCUGGUGGCUCUUUUGCAUUUCAGUCACUAAAAAACCCAUCUUUAUGUGAUGCCCCUAAUCUUCAAGAAAGAGGUGUGAAAAUUGGGGGGGAAGAUAGUACUGAACAUGUUGUAAAGGGGACUUAUAAGCCUGUUCCACCUGAGCUCAUCACUGAACUCAAGGCCAUAUGUCAAAAUAAUAUGACACUUGAUUAUGAUGAGAGAUAUUUCCAUGGGAAACCACAGUACAGCUUUCACAAGGCAGUCAAUAUACCUGAUGUUGUGGUGUUUCCAAGGUCUGAAGAUGACGUGUCAAAGAUUGUCCGAUCUUGCAACAAGCAUAAGGUCCCUAUAGUACCAUACGGUGGAGCUACAUCAAUUGAGGGUCACACUUUAUCUCCUAAUGGAGGAGUUUGCAUUGACAUGACCCUAAUGAAAAAUGUUAAAGCAUUGCAUGUUAAGGACAUGGAUGUGGUCGUUGAGCCUGGGAUUGGAUGGAUGGAACUUAAUGAAUACUUAGCACCUUAUGGUCUAUUCUUUCCUCUUGACCCUGGGCCUGGAGCAACCAUCGGUGGGAUGUGCGGGACACGUUGUUCUGGUUCUCUAGCUGUUAGGUACGGAACUAUGCGUGACAACGUUAUCAGUCUCAAGGCUGUCUUAGCAGAUGGAGAGGUUGUCAAGACAGCAUCUCGUGCUCGAAAAAGCGCUGCUGGGUAUGAUCUUACUCGGCUGAUGAUUGGCAGUGAAGGCACCUUGGGUGUUAUAACAGAAGUAACACUGCGCCUUCAAAAAAUUCCGGAACAUUCCAUUGUUGCAAUGUGCAAUUUUCCUACCAUCAAAGAUGCAGCUGAUGUUGCGAUAGCGACCAUGUUGUCUGGCAUACAAGUGUCAAGGGUGGAGCUUUUAGACGAGGUUCAAGUGAAGGCUAUUAAUCUUGCCAACGGAAAACACUUGCCUGAAGUUCCAACGUUGAUGUUUGAGUUAAUCGGUACAGAAGCAUAUACACGUGAGCAGACGCUUAUUGUUCAGCAGAUUGCAUCAGAGCAUAGUGGCUCGGAUUUUGUUUUUGCAGAAGACCCGGAAGCUAAAAAGGAACUUUGGAAGAUUAGGAAAGAAGCUCUUUAUGCCUGUUUAGCAUUGGCACCUGGGCAUGAAGCAAUGACAACAGAUGUAUGUGUUCCUUUGUCACAUCUGGCUGACCUAAUAUCUAAAUCUAAAGCAGAAAUAGACGCUUCACCACUAUUGUGCACGGUGAUUGCUCAUGCUGGUGAUGGUAACUUUCACACAGUGAUUUUGUUUGAUCCAACAGAAGAGGAACAACGUAAGGAAGCUGAAAGAUUAAACAAUUUUAUGGUCAAUUCUGCCUUAUCAAUGGAAGGUACAUGUACUGGUGAACAUGGCGUGGGUACUGGGAAACUGAAGUACCUUGAAAAAGAACUUGGAGCUGAGAAUUUGAGGACGAUGAAAAAGAUAAAGGCUGCUCUGGAUCCCAACGGUAUCAUGAAUCCUGGAAAGCUUAUUCCACCUCAUAUUUGCCUGUAAAAACUCUCUAAAUGUUACCAAGUACCUGUUGAUUUUCAAAGGAGUUUUUUAGGGAUAGAAGAAAGAGCCAAGGGCAGUAUUGUCAUUCACCUGAUCACUUUCUUUUUACAAAGUCAUCCCUGUUAAUAGAUCGUUAUGGACAUAAUUUACGCGUCGUUAUAUUAUAUAUGGCUUUCAAGUGUUGCGGUGGGCAUACCAGCCCUCUAUCUUCACAUGCUAUGUUGUAACAAAGAAACUAGAGGUGCCCUUUGGCCCAUGUACUUUAUAUAUCAUCAGUGGAAUAAAUGUUGCUUUACAA